Molecule: messenger RNA, 811 nt
Organism: Cyprinodon tularosa
Lineage: Eukaryota; Metazoa; Chordata; Actinopteri; Cyprinodontiformes; Cyprinodontidae
Exons: 3
Coding region: 44-811 (255 amino acids)
Source: RefSeq, a predicted model, not a curated record
UGCGUCAAAGGAUGCAACAGUUAUUCUAAACAGAAAACAGCAGAUGGGGCCUUACGGUUUUUCGUAUUCCCCACUUGGAAAAAAAAAAUACGGACCGCAGACAGAGGACUUCACAAAGAGGCGUCGGGCUGCAUGGGUCGCUGCUGUAAGAAGGAAAGACAUCACGUUUCAUAAAAUAUCUCCUCAUGCUCGUGUUUGCUCUCGGCAUUUUCAAAAAGGUCAACCCGCAUAUGAGAUGAUGAAGACUGACCCAGACUGGGCUCCAUCCCUGCAUCUGGGCCACACUGACAUCAGACCAACAGACACAGAACGCUCUUUAAGACGUGGUUAUCGGGAACAGCUGAAAAAGAAUGCCCUGCAAGCAACUGAAACGGGGCUCCAUCGGGCUGAUGAAAUCCUUGAGCAACAGGAUGAAGUAACACAUGAGGCGACAGAGAACCCUAACCAGCAACAGACUGACACGCAGAAGGCUGCUGAAAACGUUGGCCGGCCAAACACCAAGGAUGACACAGAAGGUGGUCGUCAGGAAGGACAGACAGAAUGUAACCUGUGUGUGCUCAGGUGUGCAGAGAUGAACCAUCUUUUGGAAGAAAACAGAGAGCUGCGGCGUGAACUUGAUGAGCUGCGGAUCUCUGAUUGCUUCUUUGGAGACACUAAUGAAAAAGUCCAGUACUAUACGGGUCUACCAAACUUGGCACAACACUGCAAACAUGUGACAGGUGGAGGGAGCAGCACCAUCUUUGAUUUGGCUGACAACAAACUCAUAGAAGCAGGAGCGUCAAUGACAGACGACGGCAGGAUGUCCAUGUGA